ACUGGACCAAUCCGUGUUCCUUCACUUACUCUUAACCCGAAUUGCUGCUAAAAUGUGUUACUUUUAGUUUACGCGCCGCUGAGGUCACAUAUUAAAGUUUUUAACGUGAUGCCAUGCGUGCCUUCUAACAAUAAGAUGGACAGACCUAGCCUUCAGAGACUUUUCUCUGCUUGUGACGUGAAUAAGUCUGGUAAGAUUGAGUACGAGGACUUCACGGCUGUCUGUCGUGAGCUCAGCGUCCCCGAGACCGAAAUCAAAACUCUGUUUAACAAGUUCGGUGCACAGGAGGAUGGCUUCAUUGACUACAGCAAGUUUUCCUCCAGCUUUCAGGAGGUUUCAGAAACUCUGGACCUGGCUGCUUUUGGCACCGGGACAUCGCAAGCUCCGUGGGAAGAGUUUGUAGACCGAAUAGAUGCGGAGUUUCUCCUCUCUGAAAGUCUCAGAGAGCAGCUGGCUGAUCUUUACCAGGCCAUUCACUCCUCUGGAAACGGGACUUUUCUGCAGGCAUAUGAGGAAAUCAUCUGCUCGCUGAUCAGUCAAAGCCUGGACAACAAGCUAGAGUGUGAACAGCUGGAGACCAGUUUGAAGCGAGCUGAAGAGAUAAACAGCAGUCAGCUGGCAGAGCUGGAGGACGAUAUUCAGCAACAACUUGCUAGAACAGAGGAGCGGGUGAGAAAUGAGGAGCGGAAGAAAAUGGAAGAUAUCAUGGCAACCAAUCAGAGGAAACAUGAGGAUGAGCUUGCAGAUCUACAUGCCAUGGUGGACAAACUCUUAAAGAGUCAAGAGGAGUCUGAACUAAACCAGUCAAAGGAGGAGGUGAUCAGGCUGAACAGACGCAUCAGCAACCUAUCACUGGAGAACGAGCAGCUCCGAAGCUCUCUGCUGCAAGCGCAGACAAACAUCUCCAUCUUGCACUCUGAGGUGGACAAGCUGAAGAACAUGUGUGCUGAUCAGAAAGCUCAACAUGAAAGAGAAACGGAUGACUUGAAGCGGAUGGUCUUGGAAUACCAGUCGUACUCCAGUCAGAUUCAGAUCCUACAGGAAAUGAAUAAAAAGCUGUAUGACAGUAAUGACGGGCUGCGCUCAGCUUUAGCCAGCGAAGUGGUUGCAGCUAAAAGGAGGCUGUCUCCCAAAAAUGAAAUCCCAGCUCGAAGAAUGAAACCUCUCCGACAGAGUACACUCAACCAUGGCAGGUCGGAGCAGAAUUCCAAGAUCUCUCACGUGGCCACCUGGGCUGAUAGGUACCUGGACAGUGGGGUCUCCCUCCCAAUGGACACAGCUGAGAGCUCAGGCAGUGAUUAUGACACCGAUGACAGUAGAAGCUCCUUGGGAACUGUGCACCAUAGUUACUCCUGUAUCCCAUCUGAUGUGGAGAUAUCUGAGGUAAAAUCUGAGGCAGCAGUGUCUGUGGCUCCCAGCCGAGUGAGUUCUGUAGCUUCUUCCCUAAGAAGACGUCUAUCUGCCUUCUCCACAAAGCCAUUAGAAGACGACAUUACAGAGACAAAGGAUCCUGCCCAAAUGUACCGUCUGGUUUUAGCAGGAGAUGCAGGAGCAGGAAAGUCCAGCUUUCUGCUGCGACUGACUGUCAAUGAGUUCAGAGGAGAUAUUCAGACGACACUGGGGGUUGAUUUCCAGAUGAAGAGGAUGCUGGUGGAUGGAGAGACAACGAGUUUGCAGAUAUGGGACACAGCUGGGCAGGAGAGGUUUCGUAGUAUUGCCCGGUCUUAUUUCCGUAAAGCUCAUGGAGUCCUGCUGCUGUAUGAUGUUACUUCAGAGAGCAGCUUCCUUAACGUCAGAGCGUGGGUGGAUCAGAUUCAGGAUUCCACCGAUGAGAAAAUCCCCAUGUGUGUUAUUGGAAACAAGGUGGACCUCCGGGAGCAGCUUCCAGCGGGAAGGUGUGUGAGCAGUUUGCACGGAGAAAAGUUGGCCAAGGCGUACGGUGCCUUGUUCUGUGAAACCAGCGCCAAAGAGGGAACCAACAUAGUAGAGGCUGUGCUUCAUCUGGCAAGAGAGGUAAAGAAAAAUGGCAAACUGAGGCGGCAAUCAGAAUCUCAGGUCAGACUGAGUCCAACCAACCCAAAGAAGACUCUAAACAGCUGCUGCGGACUGUAGCUGGAUGAUGAAGGAUGCGAUUUUGCAUCAUACUUUAACAGAGCAUCUCUCCUGCGUAUUUUAACUUUGAGAUAUUUUUUAAAUAUCAUUCUAGUAGCAUUUAUUCUUUGAUCAAAAUGCAGGUUUCUGUUCAGGAAAGCUGCAGAUAAUCAAGUUUAUAUACAUUUUAACUCAUAUAUUUAUUUGUAAGUACUGUAGUUUAAAGAAGUAAAUAAAUAUGCAACAUUAACAUCUAAAUCUUUACUCAACAUAAGUAUUUGAAU
Messenger RNA from Melanotaenia boesemani (Boeseman's rainbowfish), 2375 nucleotides. It is a transcript of the gene rasef2, whose product is annotated as ras and EF-hand domain-containing protein. The transcript has 17 exons. Gene Ontology annotation, molecular function: GTP binding; GTPase activity; calcium ion binding. The coding region runs from base 109 to 2112 and encodes 667 amino acids. NCBI's taxonomy places the organism in Eukaryota, Metazoa, Chordata, Actinopteri, Atheriniformes, Melanotaeniidae. The record is from RefSeq and is a predicted model, not a curated record.